Musa acuminata subsp. malaccensis (wild Malaysian banana) is the source of this 834-nucleotide messenger RNA. RefSeq names its product NDR1/HIN1-like protein 26. Gene Ontology annotation, cellular component: plasma membrane; plasmodesma. The record is from RefSeq and is a predicted model, not a curated record. Gene Ontology annotation, biological process: defense response to other organism. Lineage: Eukaryota; Viridiplantae; Streptophyta; Magnoliopsida; Zingiberales; Musaceae.
CACCCUCCCUUCUCAUAUUAAAGCCUUCCUCAACCUCUUCUCCUUCCCACCGCUAACUCCUCUUUGCUUACCUUCCGAUCUCCACAGCAAAUGUCUCUUCUCGUCGCCACCUCACCCAAGGACUGCUCCAAGAAAGGAUUCCACCUCAACAAGAAGCUCCUCUACGGCUUCUCCGCCCUCCUCGUCUCCAUCCUCUCCCUCGUCUUCCUCGUCUGGCUCAUCCUCCACCCCACCAAGCCGGAAUUCUACCUCAAGGACACGGCCGUCUACGAGCUGAGCCUCGCGUCGCCGCCUCGCCUCCUCAACUCCACCAUCCAAACCACCAUCAUUUCCAAGAACCCCAACGCGCGCGUCGGAAUCUACUACGACCAGCUACGCACUUACGCCGCCUACAAAGGGCAGCAGAUCACCGCCGACUCCGCGCUGCCGCCGUUCUACCAGGGCCACCAGGACAUCAACAUCUUGUCUUCCUCGCUGAACGGGAUCAGCAUGCCCGUCGCACCGUCGUUCGGGUACGAGGUCAGCCGUGACCAGACUGCCGGGAAGCUGUACCUCGAGCUGAAGCUCGACGGGAAGCUCCGGUGGAAGGUGGGCAGCUGGGUGUCUGGGAGUUACAGGAUCGAUGUGGAUUGCGUUGCUGUGAUAGUGCUGAGACCCGGGGGCGAUCCAGGACCGAUGAGUUUGGUGCAGGGGACUCGGUGUUCUACCACCGUUUGAUGGCCAGUUAGUCCUUAUGGUCUUUCCUGUUGUUGCUGUUUGGGAAGUGGAGAUGACAUGGGGAGAGUUAAAACCUGGCUUGCUUUCUGUGGGGAGGAGGAUGAUGGGGUUGUGAGU